AUGGAUUUUGAUACAGAAAAGUUCAUUUUAGAAAUCAAAGACCGCCCCGCAAUAUGGGAUAGCAAAUGCGCUGAUCAUCCAGACAGAAAUAAAAGAUUAAAAUGUUGGGAGGAAAUGAUUAAUAUAUAUGCAAAGGAAGAUGAUACACCAGAAGAAAAGAAAGAACUCGGUAAAGUACUUAUGAAAAAAUGGCGGAAUAUUAAAGAUAAUUUUGUAAAAGCUUCGAAAAAUUUAAAAAACAUGAAAAGCGGUUCAGGUGCCAAACAGAAAAGCCCAUAUACCUAUUAUAAUAUUUUAUUAUUCUUAAAAGACUCUACUAUGGUAAAAUAUGAGACAGAGUCAGACAACGAUCUUUCGCAAAAUCAUGAUGGCCCAUAUAAAACAUCACGGAAUGUAGCUAAUCAGAAAAGAAGGAAGAAAAGCAAUAAUGAAGACGUUAUUGGACAACAAUUGGUAUCAGUAUUGAAGAAAAACUUGGAGUAUAAAAAAAGAAAUGGAAAAUGA
Molecule: messenger RNA, 504 nt
Organism: Pieris macdunnoughi
Lineage: Eukaryota; Metazoa; Arthropoda; Insecta; Lepidoptera; Pieridae
Source: the annotation of a GenBank genome assembly